AUGGAAGCCGCGGAGGAGCAUGGCCAGCCCCUGCGUCGCCUCUACGCCCCGACAAUAGGUGGUGAUCGGCACAAAAGUCCUCCACGCCUGCCAUGCCUUACCCCCUUCCUGACCAAUGAGGCCCCAGCGGGACCCAUGUUUACCCACUUUUGCCAAAACAAUGACACGCAUACGGAGAAGGAAGAAAGGUUGCCCAAAGCAGACAACUUAGCCAAGCCAGAUUUGGAUAACACCACGUUAGUCUAUCGGAGUAUUGUGUUCCAGCUCAACUUUGAUCAGGUUAUUAGAAACGAGGAGAAAUUCAAGGCAACACGUCAAAAAGAUGACCUCGUCGUGGUGGUGCAAGUCCACAACCGCCCGGACUAUCUAAAACUGCUAGUGGACAGUUUACGCAAAGCCAGAGGAGUGGAAGGUUUACUGCUAAUAUUCAGCCACGAUUUCUGGUCGCCCGAGAUCAACCAAGUGGUUUCGUCGGUGGAUUUUUGCCAAGUUUUGCAGAUUUUCUUUCCGUUCAGCAUCCAACUGUACCCGCACGAGUUCCCCGGGCACGACCCCAGGGACUGCCCACGUGACAUACCCAAGAAAGAAGCCUUAAAAGCGGGGUGCAUCAACGCGGAAUACCCGGAUUCUUUCGGGCACUACCGCGAGGCGAAAUUCUCCCAGACAAAACAUCACUGGUGGUGGAAGCUGCAUUUCGUGUGGGAUAGAAUUCAUGCGCUCAAAGACCACAAAGGAUUGGUGUUGUUGAUCGAAGAGGACCACUAUCUUUCGGCAGAUUUCAUCCACUUGUUGAAGCUUAUGUCUGCGUUGAAAAGAGAGCAGUGCCCAGAUUGCGACAUCCUUUCGCUGGGAAGCUACAGCCACAUCGGAUACUCGAGCAAAGCCAACAAAGUGGAAGUUAAACCCUGGAAGUCGACGGAGCACAACAUGGGGAUGGCUUUAAGCAGGGAGACUUAUCAAAAACUAAUUAAAUGCACGGGCACUUUUUGCACUUACGACGACUACAACUGGGACUGGAGUCUGCAGCACUUGACCGUAUCCUGCCUGCCGUCUUAUUGGAAAGUCAUGGUCAGUGAGGCUCCGCGGAUUUUCCACGCCGGAGACUGCGGAAUGCACCACAAGAAGACCGCGUGCAUGCCCAUAAGCCAGAAGACAAAGAUCGAGAACAUCCUCCAGAGCAGUGGGAAUCAGCUCUUUCCCAAAAACCUGCUGAUCACAAAAAGACUUCCGGCCAACGGCGCGGGGGGCGUGGCACCGCACGUGAAGAACGGAGGCUGGGGGGACAUCAGGGAUCACGAACUGUGCAAAAGUUACGUUCGGUUACAAUGA
Knipowitschia caucasica is the source of this 1329-nucleotide messenger RNA. The record is from the annotation of a GenBank genome assembly. NCBI's taxonomy places the organism in Eukaryota, Metazoa, Chordata, Actinopteri, Gobiiformes, Gobiidae.